Messenger RNA from Cylicostephanus goldi, 1065 nucleotides. Lineage: Eukaryota; Metazoa; Nematoda; Chromadorea; Rhabditida; Strongylidae. The record is from the annotation of a GenBank genome assembly.
AUGUCUCCAAGUUGCUUCUCGUGCAUUAGGAGUGGAGCUUUUCAGCUUCCUCUCGAUAUGAUAACUAUAAUUGAUUGUGGGACCGAUAAAACCGCUAAUGCUCCUGAAACGGGAGGCAGCCAAAACGCCGACACCCAUGGCAAAGCUGUCAAGGUGCGCAGUCAGGCUGGCGUAGAUCUCACAUCAGAAGCAGCAGUCUGCUGCGAAAAGCUGUUAGAAGUGCUGGAACCCGUGCUGAAAGAGGAACCAGACUGGAAAAAAGCAAUAAUAAAGGCAUACGCUAGGAAGCUAAAACUUCAAGCGUCAGAACAUAUAACUAGUCAGUGGUUAGAUGGCCUUUAUGCAAAUCAUAGAGAAGGUAACGUCGAACUAAAUGAAGGAAUAUCUGAAGUCAAUCUUAUAAGUCAGCACAUUUAUGAGAAGAGGGGGAUAGAGUACAGCAGAAAAACACACAAUUUGGAUGGAUUUGCAUGUCUACAUCGUAUCAAGUGUCCUGUUUUGAAUAUGCGUCAUGGUGCAUAUUCGUUUAUAUUGUGGCUUUCCAGUAUUGAACGGGAAAAAUACGGAAUUCCUGAAGACUCGCCUACUUACCAAACAAGCGGAGUAGCCUGCGUGAUGUCCGAGUUAGACUGUCGUACUGGAGAGCAAAAGCUUUUAUCGGUCGAUGUGGUUCUGGAUGUAGGACGGAGCUUGAAUCCUGCCAUAGACAUUGGCCAAAUUGAAGGCGCUUUUAUGCAGGGUUACGGUCUCAUGACGAGCGAGGAGCUAACUUAUGAUGACAAUGGCAAGCUUAUUCAAGACUCAAUGUACAAGUACAAAAUACCAACGCCUGCUACGGUGCCUCGAAGGUUCCGAGUAAAACUUCUAAAAGAUUCAGAUACAUUCGUUGAGCAGGUUUACUCUUCAAAGGGAAUCGGAGAACCACCGCUCAUGCUCAGUGUGACUGCCCUCGCAUCAUUGCGCUAUGCUAUAAACGCUCGUCGUCGAGAUUUGGGAUUUUCUGAUUUUAUAGAGUUGUCGGCUCCGUUGACAACUGCAAAAAUCAUCUCAUUUUGUAAUCCUUAG